GUCCAAAAAUGAUAAAAUAACUUGACACUCCUCCUGAGCGAUACAGCCAAACUGCCCAGGUGUAAUUUGCUGCAACGCGUAUGGGUUUUAUUCUGCCUUGCAUAGGAAUUUGCUUAACAUGAGAGUCUUAAUCGGAGGGGGUUCUGGCUUUGUGGGCCGUGAGCUGACCCGUAUUCUCAGGGACAAAGGUCAUGAGGUCACAGUGAUAUCUCGCCAGCCCGGUCCAGGGAAGAUAACAUGGGGCGAGUUGAAGUCUCAGGGCCUCCCGCCAUGCGAGGGCGCCGUCAACUUGGCCGGGGAGAACGUCAUGAACCCACUUAGAUGGUGGAAUGAAAGCUAUAAGAAGGAUUUGUUCUCGAGUCGCAUUGACACUACAAAAGCUCUUUCUCAAGCCAUUGCUGCUUCCCCGAGUCCUCCUCGCUCCUGGGUGCUUGUGUCGGGUGUAGCUUGCUACAAACCCAGUCUGACAGCUCAGUAUACGGAAGACAGUGAGUGGACGCCGUUUGACCUCCUAUCAAAUCUUGUCAAGGAGUGGGAGGCCUCUGCACUUCUUCCCGAGAGCGUGGCAAAAACCACCAAGCAAGUCGUCAUUCGGCCCGGGGCAGUGCUGGGUCGCGACGGCGGUGCCAUGAAGCAAAUGCUGCUGCCCUUCUGGCUCGGCCUCGGAGGCACCCUGGGGUCUGGAACGCAGCCGUUCCCCUGGAUCCACGUCUCGGACCUGGCGGGGAUCAUCGUCCACGCCCUGGAGUCCCCAUCCGACGCCCCCUCCCCAACCCAGCAAGUGCUAAACGGAGUCGCGCCGGCCCUCAACACCAACUACGAGUUCACUAAAGAACUGGGCCGCGUCCUGAGGCGACCCACCGUUUUUCCCGUGCCGGGCUUCGUCAUGAACGCCCUGAUGGGCUCGGAAAGGGCCGUGAUCCUCACUGAAGGGCAGAGAGUCGUACCGCAGAGGACUUUAGAGUCUGGAUUUGAGUACAAGUUCCCAGACUUGAGCUCAGCCCUGAAGGAGAUCGUUGGGAGCUAAUAGAUGUCGGAGGGAUGUUUGCAGGCUCUGUCAUUGUGUAUUAAUAUUUACUGUAUUGCAAUAACAUAAAUAAAUUAAGAUAUGAAAUCCCAGGAGUGUAACUGGA
Messenger RNA from Mugil cephalus (flathead mullet), 1133 nucleotides. It is a transcript of the gene sdr39u1, whose product is annotated as short chain dehydrogenase/reductase family 39U, member 1. The record is from RefSeq and is a predicted model, not a curated record. Bases 119 to 1027 code for a protein of 302 amino acids. Lineage: Eukaryota; Metazoa; Chordata; Actinopteri; Mugiliformes; Mugilidae. The transcript is spliced from 6 exons.